This is a messenger RNA of Echinococcus granulosus, 825 nucleotides long. RefSeq lists its product as hypothetical. The transcript has 6 exons. NCBI's taxonomy places the organism in Eukaryota, Metazoa, Platyhelminthes, Cestoda, Cyclophyllidea, Taeniidae. Bases 1 to 825 code for a protein of 274 amino acids. The record is from RefSeq and is a predicted model, not a curated record.
AUGUUUACUUCACCUAUUUUCACAACUUUCGUAAAAUUUGCCAUCGAUUAUCCUCGGGAUAAUUAUCUCUACUUUAAUAUUUUUACCAAAAAACCACAAAAAGUUUCCCUUAUAAGGCAAGCAUCGAAAUAUAUUAUCUACUGCAGAAAUAUGCUUUCGAAAAUAGAAGAAAAUUUAUUGUUGACUUUAAAAGGAGGUUCAGUAUUUAGCUAUUCUAUUCAAAAUUGUAUUUUCAUUAGGCAAUAUCAAACAACUCGGGUCUUAAACAACUUCGCUUCUCACAGUCACAUAGCUGACGGAUUUGGCCGACCGCAAAGUACACAUAGAGACAGGCAUUUAAAGUGCUUUUCCUCUAAUUUAUUUAUUAUAUUUAUAAUCGACUCUUCCAAAUCGUCAAUUAUUUUGUCUCUGCGUGCAGAAGGUUUUCAAUUAGCAAGCAGACUCACUAACCAACAUGUUGAAAAUCCCAUCAAAGGCGACGAUAUUUUAAUGCAUGGAGUUAGUCUUACCGUGGUCUCUUGUGUAUCAUAUUCAGAAACGCAUCAUUUUCCAGUGUUAAUUGCAUGGAAGUUGUUUUCUUACUUAAAAAACAAAAACUUAAAGCAAUUGCGACGUGAUGAGGUCUUUUGUGUGACGUUGUUAGUAAAAGUUUACCAUUGUUGUUCUUGCCUCCCAUUAUUUCCACUAAAAACGGAAACAUUUUUUCUCCAAAAAUUUAUAUCAGAAUGUGACUUGGGGAGAUACCGGCUGUCUAUUCAAAGUCAUUUCAAAAUGGAGAAGAAAGCCACUCUAAUUGUUAAUCGUGGAAAGCCUGGGGCCUUUUAA